This is a messenger RNA of Populus euphratica (Euphrates poplar), 688 nucleotides long. RefSeq names its product Ribosomal protein L35 (gene PRPL35). Gene Ontology annotation, cellular component: ribosome; large ribosomal subunit. Gene Ontology annotation, molecular function: structural constituent of ribosome. Gene Ontology annotation, biological process: translation. The transcript has 3 exons. Bases 111 to 563 code for a protein of 150 amino acids. Lineage: Eukaryota; Viridiplantae; Streptophyta; Magnoliopsida; Malpighiales; Salicaceae. The record is from RefSeq and is a predicted model, not a curated record.
UUGAGGACUCCGAUUCAGUCCUUCUGUUAUCCACACAAUAUCACGUCACCCUUUCCUCCUUAUUCUUCCUCCAAAACGUUAGCAGAAACAAAGAAACAACCACAACAACAAUGGCUUCUUUAACGGUGCUGUCUUUCAAUUUGAAGUCAUGCCCUUUACACCCUUUCCCAACCCGUGUCUCUUAUGGGUCCGCUCCACUCGCUCCCCUCAACAAGGUUAACAGCUCGUUGAGACUCAGUUCGUGUCGUCAAAUUUCUGGGUCUCGCUCACUUUCUCCUCUAAAGCCAUGUUCUAUCACCUCACUCACUCAAAGGUUCCAGUCUCUCACCGUUUUCGCUGCUAAAGGCUAUAAAAUGAAAACCCACAAGGCAUCGGCAAAGAGAUUCAGAGUGACUGGUAAAGGGAAAAUAGUAAGGAGGAGAGCUGGGAAGCAGCAUUUACUAGCAAAGAAGAAUACUAAGAGGAAAUUAAGACUCUCCAAAAUGCACCCUGUUAGUAGGAGUGACUAUGACAAUGUGAUUGGCGCCUUGCCGUAUCUUAAAGUAAAUAGAAAGGCAACAUAAGUGAUGAUCUCCAUGUUCUAUGGGAAAUGCCCCAGCGGUUUGGUUUUGGUUUCCUUCUUACAUUUAUGCAGCAGACAACUACUCUUGAUUCCCAUGUUCACCCAACCCAGUUAAUUCAGUCAAGG